This is a messenger RNA of Paramecium sonneborni, 1049 nucleotides long. Lineage: Eukaryota; Ciliophora; Oligohymenophorea; Peniculida; Parameciidae. The record is from the annotation of a GenBank genome assembly.
AUGGGCAAUAUAUACUUAGCCUCCCCUAACAAAAGUAAAAAUACGAACAUAGAUGAAAGCAGAUCCUUAAUCUAUGCUGCUUCAGAAAUGCAAGGUAAAAAUAAAAUAUAUCAUGAUACAGGUUGGAGAAAUACGAUGGAAGAUGCACAUAUUCAUGUAUGUGAUCUUUAAGCAGAUAUUUCAAUUUUUGGUGUAUUUGAUGGUCAUGGAGGAAAGGAAGUGGCUUUAUUUGUAGAGAAACACUUCCUUGAAGAACUUUAAAAGAAUAAAAAUUUUAAAGAUCAAAAGUUUGAAGAAGCCUUGAAAGAGACUUUUUUAAAGAUGGAUGAACUGUUAAUUACACCAGAAGGUCAAAAAGAAAUCAAUUAAAUCAAAGGUGGAGAUGAUGAUGGUAUUAAUUUAUUAUUAAUAAUUUAAAUAGUUUCUUAUGCAGGAUGUACAGCCAAUGUUGCAUUAUUCCAUAAAAAUACACUAUAUGUUGCUAAUGCUGGAGAUUCCAGAUCUGUUCUAUGUCGAAAUAAUACUAAUCAUGAUAUGAGUGUUGAUCAUAAACCAGACAAUUAUGAAGAAAAAUAAAGAAUUGAAAGAGCUGGAGGAUUUGUAUCUGAUGGAAGAGUCAAUGGUAUUUCUUAUUUUUAUAUUAUUAGGUAAUCUUAAUUUAUCUCGUGCUUUGGGAGAUCUUGAAUAUAAAAGAGAUAAUAAACUAAGAACAAAUGAAUAAUUAAUCAUUGCUGUCCCUGAUAUCAAAAAAGUAGAACUAACACCUAAUGAUAAGUAUUAAAAUAAAUUUAUAUUUAGAUUCCUUUUAAUGGGAUGUGAUGGUGUUUUUGAAACUCUUGAUCAUUCAGAUCUACUCAAGUUUAUCAAUUCAAAACUUGGAAACCAACCAGUUACUCCAUAAUUAUUAGCAAAAGUAGCUGAAGAUUUGUUAGACCAUUUGAUUGCUCCAGAUACCUCCGGUAUUUAUUAAUUAUUUAUAUUAGCUGGAACUGGAUGUGACAAUAUGACAACCUUAAUUAUUUAUCUUAAAGGUAAAUGAACAAUAUGAU